AUGGCCCGAUACAUCAUCCCAUCUGUGACCAUAUCAGCACUAUAUGGAGUUUACAAAUCCUUCUGGCCAGAUUCUAAUGACAGAAAUAAGAUUCUCUCGGUAGAAGACGCUGUUAAAUUACUCAAUGUCAAUGCAAACACCUCAGAAGCCCUUCGAUACAUUCAACACACGGAGAGCAAGGAGUUUCUGAAGACCUUGAACCCAGCUGCCAUUGCUCUCCUAGCUAGAUCCGGAUCAGAAUUAUGCAUGAAAAUACCGAUAAAGUCGUGUGUAGAUCAGAAAAUUGAUGUCACAGAGGCAUUGAGCAAGUUUAACCUUGGUGACAAAUGGAACAGCAGUAUAGAAUGGAUUAACCGAGUGGCAUGUCCAGAAGAAGAUCUUUCUUGUUCCGACGAGUGGUUGGUGAGGCUUCCAAGCCAAAUUGAACGGUUACGAAGGAUGCUACAGUUGCUGUUCUUAACCACAGAGAAAUCCUUCGACGUCUCGGCUAUCGAUGUCGAUGUCAUUCCAUUCUUGUUUAACGUCUACGCAGAAUUCUGCCAAUCAAAUGUGGACAUCGCGGUUCUCGCGAUAAAAAUCCUUUCAAAUAUCGUCGGUGCCGAUGAAAAGUACGCAAAGUCAAUGCUUGAUUCGGAGUGGCUACCACUGAUAAGCACAAUGGUGAUGAACGGGAGAAGUUUGAUGGAGCGAUUGUUAUCGCAUAAAGUAUGCCAGAACGCGCUGAGCUCUCUGAAAUCCAUCAACUACCGACUUUCAUCAGAUGUCUAUGAGAUGCAUUUACCGGAUGAGGAGCCAGAGUUUGACAUUGUCUUGAUCCAUGGACUCCGAGGAAGUGUGGCUUACACAUGGCGACAGAAAGACUCUGACGAGAACCUCUUAUCCUCAUGCUGGCCAAAAGACUGGCUCCCUCUAGAUAUCAAGAGACCAUUUCGAAUAAUAGGGCUCGAGUAUCCAUCCUAUAUUUUUCAUUUCACAGGCACACAACAGAGCCUUCAGAGUAGAUCAGAAAGGUUCAAAGACCAGCUGGAAAUAGCUGGAAUUGGGAAGCGACCCGUUUUAUUCAUCUGUCACUCAAUGGGAGGUUUGCUGGCCAAGAAGUUACUUAUUGACUCACCGGAUCUGCGAAAAAGCACAAUUGGAGUUUUAUUCAUUGCCACCCCACACAAAGGAAGUCCUGUUGCCAAUUGGGGAUAUUCAGUGUUCCAACCAACUGAAGAUGUGGUGAUGCUCAGUGAGAGUAAUGUAAAGAAUAAGAAGCUCAACGAAGACUUCUCAGCAGUUAGCAAAGAAAUUCCAGUAAUUGUGAGCAUGGUGGAGACGCUGGAGUCAAAUAUUAUUGCUAACGCCAAGAGCAUCGUCGUACCCAACAAGUCUGCAGUUUUCGAGCAAGGAGCGGUCUACCAUAUCGCUGAUGUGCAUCUGAAUCUGUGCAAACCAACACGUGAUAGUGCAUCCUAUGGAGUCAUCAUCAAUUUUCUUUUAGAUUGCUUCCGAGAAAGUGACAAAAAGCGAAAAGUCUAA
Molecule: messenger RNA, 1521 nt
Organism: Caenorhabditis briggsae
Lineage: Eukaryota; Metazoa; Nematoda; Chromadorea; Rhabditida; Rhabditidae
Exons: 10
Coding region: 1-1521 (506 amino acids)
Source: RefSeq, a predicted model, not a curated record